CAGCUGGUUGCAUUAACUGCAGGGUUGGCACAAAUGUGGAGGACAAUGCACGAGUGCCAUAGGGCCCAAGCACUCAUCUCCCAGCAGUUGAAUAACCUCAGUGAUAACCAUAACACAAUACUGAAUUCUGAAUAUCAUCACCAGGCUACAAUUCAGUUUGAGACUGAGGCCUCUUAUUGGUAUAAUAGCUUUCGCAAACUUGUGAAAUCUCAACGAGAUUAUGUAAGUACCCUCCAUAGGUGGAUUGAGCGUACUAGCUGCCUCAGGGAUGGUCAUCAAUAAGGAUCACUCCUCUAUUGAUAGUAUUUGUCAACAGUGGGAGCUUGGGCUUGGCGGAUUACCUGACGAGGAGACCUCUGAUGAAAUAAAAAGUCUUUUGUUAUCCAUCCGUUCCAUUAUUGCCCAACAGACCGAGGAAGAUAAUAUUCUGAAAAGGUUGGAAAAAGUUGAAAGGAGGUUGCAAAAAUGCUUGAACUCGCUGGCUGCGAUGCAAGAAAAAAAUGAACCGAGCUCUGAAGAUGAUGGAGAAAUAGCUGAUAUGAACACCAAGCUUCCAUUAUAUGCUAAAAAAGCUGAAGCUGAAGCCUUAAAGAAGCAAGUGGAAAGUGUGAAAGAAAAUUAUUUGGAUUCUGUCCAGUGUAGUAGGGCCAUGACACUCAAUCACCUCAAAACUGGACUUCCCCAUCUCUUCCAAUCACUGAUGGAAUUUUCAAGUGCUUCAGCCCAAGCAAUUGAGAGUAUCAAUGCCCAGUCAAGCCAGUAGAAUGGAGUGAAUAGUGCAUCACAAACUUCGUGAUAUGAACAAAGAAUAUAUGUUGGUGAUAUAAAUUGUGUUCUUGAUGGCCUGUAUAUUGAAAUAACAUUAUGUUGAGCCAUUCUGAUGGUUUUUUGUAUACCUUCAACUCUCCUUAAUCCUUUACUACACUGAAAGUACUGAAAUGCAGUGAUUGUGUAGAAAACAUAUGUGGCAGGGAGAUUUUAAAUAUAUACCAUUUUAUAAGAUUAGGAAAUUGUCAUGCUAUUUAGGACA
Molecule: messenger RNA, 1030 nt
Organism: Lotus japonicus
Lineage: Eukaryota; Viridiplantae; Streptophyta; Magnoliopsida; Fabales; Fabaceae
Product: protein ALTERED PHOSPHATE STARVATION RESPONSE 1-like
Exons: 3
Coding region: 269-763 (164 amino acids)
Source: RefSeq, a predicted model, not a curated record